GUCGGUUUUGCUCGAUGGAGGUCAUAAAGGUCAGAAUGUCCAAAGGACAGAACGCAUUGGCUGUCACACAUCAAACUUUGGCGGAGUUCCAUAGCCUGAUCAAAUCGGCCCGGUUCCACUUGGAAUCCUCAUCCGUCGUGCUGCAUCCACUGAUCCGGGCUCCCGUGCUGGGAGUGGCAGACACGGCGUACUGGACGGUGAUGUUAAUGGCAGGGCUCGUCGUCGUCGCCGUGUUCUGCCUGGUCUUGUUGUUCCUCGCCUUGGUACUCUUGGUUCCCUGCACAUUCGUCUUCAUCAAGGUGAUCAACUACGUUCCAUCCGAUGAACAAACUUACGAAGAUAAUGUGGUCGGCACAUCCAUCGCCCUGAGCAGCGUCGCCUUUCCCCUCCUCAUGUCUGCCAUUGCCAAUCUCGUCUACCUCAAGUACCCACAUUUGGAACAAUUGGAGUUUAUGGCCGGAUUUUACGACCCACUCCCUCUGACAUUGCAGAUGCUUGUGUCGUAUGGUCUCCUGGAGCUGGGCCUGGUGGCCCUCGUGCUCUUAACCUUCGACUUCUGCGUCGUGAUGUACUGGGGUGGCUUUGCGAUGACUUCGGUCCUGCAAUUCGGAAUUGAGGUGCUCUGGCAAAUGCCUUGGUAUCUCUUGGUGGCGGCUGCCGUCCCGCUCUCGUUCCUGGCCGUAGUCUUGUACCGCAAGUGCAAGCGGUUGUUCGAGCUCGAGGUUGUGGACGAAGAGCGUCCAGAGGAAUUCUGGUUUGGAUCGGAGGAGAAUGACACGCAAGCCCUGCAGCAUGAAGCCCGACUUGUCAAUUCGCCUGUGCCGAACUCUUAUCAUAAGUGGUACGAGAACUUCUGGGCUUCCACUCAUACACCUAGCCUCGGAGACCGCCUUUUGGGAAGACGGGAUCUCCAAGAUUAGAGCUCCGGUUGGCUGCAAAAUUGAUGUAUACUCUAUUUGUUGUUGGAUUGAAAAGGCAAUCCACUUUAGGAAAUCAGCUCCCAUUUGGUGACUCGAUCAGUUGAAGUGAUGCGGCUGAGGAGACUCUGAAAUGUAAAUAGGCUCGUAAAAGUACUCGAGAAAAGAAAGAAAAGAGAUAAGAAUCUACUGGGAGCAAUAAAUCCCGUUGGUAGUGAUAAAGGUGCCAUGAGACCAGAUUGGAACCUUCCUUUAAGACUAGCAUUCUUCAGGAUGCUCAUGAUUGAUGAAUGAUCGUUUUGGCUCUCUUCUACUCCUCCACUUCUCAUUUAUGCGUAAUGUCAGGCUCCCAAGCUUCUGGUGACUGAUAUUCAAUGGCAGUACACUUCUGUAUUACUCUUUCUCC
This is a messenger RNA of Marchantia polymorpha subsp. ruderalis, 1323 nucleotides long. The record is from the annotation of a GenBank genome assembly. Lineage: Eukaryota; Viridiplantae; Streptophyta; Marchantiopsida; Marchantiales; Marchantiaceae.